Messenger RNA from Tribolium castaneum (red flour beetle), 675 nucleotides. RefSeq lists its product as hypothetical. The record is from RefSeq and is a predicted model, not a curated record. The transcript is spliced from 2 exons. Lineage: Eukaryota; Metazoa; Arthropoda; Insecta; Coleoptera; Tenebrionidae. The coding region runs from base 1 to 618 and encodes 205 amino acids.
AUGGGGACCCAGAAAGUCGUAAUCCCCAAAGGAUUGGUCAAGCCGAACGAGACUACAAUUAUUGAAAUCCCCGGUGCUUUGCAGAACGUGCCCACGGUGGUGGCGCGACCUAAACCCGGCACCAGGGGCUCGCCGGCGCGACGAGCGCCGUCUCCGUACCAGGGGUUCCGACCUGGGGCCGCCUCCUCCCGGGGGAACUCCCCAGCGCGGACGCCCCCGUCGGUGCAGAAAUACGCCUCGUCGUCAAUGGGCACUCCGGAAUCCUACUACAGUCGGUCUGUUUCGUCCGGGGGGCAGAACCGGAUUUCGGAAGAAGUGUCUUACUAUUCGACCACUCCGGAGGACCCUUGCCCGUGUUCGGGGGAGUCCUCGAGUGGGGGCUACCAACGCUUCGAUUCUUCCGAUUCCGGGGCUUACAAGCGCUUCGAUUCGGACUCUGGCGGGGGCCAAAUCACCCCAAACGAUGUCAUGAACUCGCUGUCGCAGCUGGAGUCGGCUGAACUUAACCGCAUUAUGGACAACCUCGAGAAGUUCCAGAAAGCUCGAAGAGCCCUAGUGCAGGAAGCCUCGAACCUCCCCACGGCCGGGGACUUGUCCAGCAUGUUAUUAAAUCCUUAGCUUAGUAGUCUUUGUAACUGUCAGUUUUGACAAACCUAUUAAAAUUUUCGUGUAAAU